AUGGACAAGUUUGACACCAUGACGGACUGGAUGUCCCAGCUUCCCCAGAUGCUGACCACUGUUCCCCUCUGGAACCUGGCCAUACCUGGGAGCCAUGACAGCAUGACUUAUUGCCUAGACGCUUCUGGUGAGCUGGAGCCCAAUAGUUCACCUGAACUUGAUGGGCUGAAAACCCUGGAGACCCUCCUGCAGCCAAUCAUGCCUCAGAUCAACAAGGACAUCAAUGACGUCAUCAAGAGCUGGGUCACCACUCAGGACCUCACCAUCGUGCAGCAGCUUCAUGCCGGUAUUCGCUACUUUGACAUGAGGGUCGCGUGUAAGCCAGACGAAGAGGAUGGCAGUCGCCCCCUGUACUUCGCCAAGAUGCUCUACACCACAGCAGAGGUGGAGGAGACCUUCAGGCAGAUGUCCAAGUGGUUGGCUGAGCACCCCAAAGAGGUCGUCAUCAUCUCCUGCAAGAACUUCGACGGCAUGAACAGCGAUGACCACCAGGGCUUCAUCACCCAGCUGAUGGACAUCUUUUCAAACAAACUCUGCCCCAACACGGAAACGCCUACUCUUCAGGAUUGCUGGGAUAAGAACUACCAGGUGAUCUUGUCUUACGCUGACGAAGAGCAGGCAGCCAAUCAAGAGUUCCUGUGGCCGUGGCCGGAGACCAACUACUGGGCAGCCAAUCAAUUUACUGCAGAUGGGGUUCUAGAAUACUUGAAGAAGCGCUUCCAGACAGAGGGGAGAAAUGCUGGGUUCUUCGCGACUGGUCUGAACCUGACUCCUGAUGAGCAGUACGUGCUGGAGCAUCCGUAUUCCUCCCUCCACAAGAUGGCCUCUUCUGCAUACCCUCAGCUGAUGCAGUGGGCCACCAAGCAGCAGCCAGGAGCUGGGAGAACCUGCAUCAACAUCAUCGCUGCUGACUUUGUGGACCCCUACUUUACCCAGCUUGUUAUCAAUAUCAACAGGAAAGAAUAA
Engraulis encrasicolus (European anchovy) is the source of this 966-nucleotide messenger RNA. RefSeq names its product PI-PLC X domain-containing protein 1-like. Gene Ontology annotation, biological process: lipid metabolic process. The record is from RefSeq and is a predicted model, not a curated record. Bases 1 to 966 code for a protein of 321 amino acids. Gene Ontology annotation, molecular function: phosphoric diester hydrolase activity. Lineage: Eukaryota; Metazoa; Chordata; Actinopteri; Clupeiformes; Engraulidae. The transcript has 6 exons.